Molecule: messenger RNA, 1949 nt
Organism: Trifolium pratense (red clover)
Lineage: Eukaryota; Viridiplantae; Streptophyta; Magnoliopsida; Fabales; Fabaceae
Product: alkane hydroxylase MAH1-like
Exons: 1
Coding region: 189-1709 (506 amino acids)
Molecular function (GO): oxidoreductase activity, acting on paired donors, with incorporation or reduction of molecular oxygen; iron ion binding; heme binding
Source: RefSeq, a predicted model, not a curated record
CAAACUCUUAUUGGGAUGAAGAGAAUUUAAAGCAUCUAAAGGUGUGAUGAAAUGGUUAAAUCUCUUCAUGCACUAAAAGUUAUAUAUAAGUGUAAAGCAUGUACAUAUUUUAUAAUAAGAACCUCUACCUUGUCUACAAGCAAUAUAGACACAAGUAAAUUCGAAACAUACUUUUUGUAAAAUCCAAAAUGUUCAUGCUUCAAUACAGUAAUAUUGUAGAAUUUGUAGCCAUCUCCAUCCUCUUCUUCUUAUACAUUCACUAUUGGAGACGCAAUAGGGGUAAAAUUGUUCCGAGUUGGCCAAUAAUUGGUAUGGUACUUACGAUUCUGCGUUAUGUGCCCGAUUUUCAUAAUUUUACGACGUUAGUUUUGAAACGUCAUGGAGGAACUUUUCAAUUUGAAGGUCCCUGGUUCACAAACACAAGUUUUACCGGUACCUCUGAUCCAAAGAACAUCGAUCACGUUACAAACAAGAAUUUUGGAAACUACGGGAAAGGAUCUAACUUCAAAGAAAUUCUUGAUGUUCUUGGAGGUAGUAUUUUAAAUUUGGAUUUCCAUGAAUGGAAACUAGAGAGAACAGUGAAUCAAUUAAUUUUCAAAAGGAAAAAUUUCCAGAACUUCUUUCACCGAUCUGUUCAGAAGAAGGUGGAGAACUACCUACUACCAUUUCUUAACGAUGUAUCCGAAGCCGGAGCUCAGGUGGACUUGCAAGAUGUCUUGAAUAGGUUCACCUUUGACAUAACCUGCACCAUUGCAUAUGGAUUUGAUCCUAAUUGUCUUCCAAACAAGUUUAGUAAGCUUAGAGAAAUUGCUUCUCUAAAAUCUCUUCCUGUGAUGGAGGAAGUAAUAUUUUACAGACACUUCAUUCCAAUUUAUUUACGGAAGCUGCAGAAAUGGCUCAAUGUUGGACAAGAGAAGAAAUUCAAGGUUGCCCAAGAAAAUAUCGACCGGUUUUUGUACGAAUGUAUGAGUACAUAUUCCAGCAGAUGCGGUGAAGAAUUUGACGUAUGUUAUUUCGACUUGGUAAAAGAACUGACGAAAGAAGGUUAUGGAAGAGGGGAAAUGAGUGAGACGUAUGUAAGAGACACAGGAUUCUCUCUUCUGAUAGCAGGAAAUGGCACAAUUAGUUCAGGUCUCAGUUGGUUUUUUUGGCUUGUGUCAAUUCAUCCCGUUGUACAAGCCAAAAUUAUUGACGAGAUCAACGAGAAUUGUCACACUCAAUAUGAGAAUUGUAUUGCUUCGAGGGAAGAGGAUCUUGACAAGCUAGUUUAUCUCCAUGCUGCAUUAUGCGAAGCAUUGAGGCUUUAUCCUCCAAUACCUUUUGAGCAUAUUUGUUCCGUCAAAUCCGAUAUACUACCUAGCGGAGACCAUGUUAGUGAAAAUACAAAGUUAAUGUACUCUAUGUAUGCUAUGGGAAGGAUGGAACAAAUAUGGGGAGAAGAUUGCAUGGAAUUUAAGCCUGAGAGAUGGAUAUCAAAUAAAGGAUACAUUAUACAUGUUCCAUCUUUCAAGUUUUUAACUUUCAAUACAGGUCCUAGAAGUUGUUUGGGUAAAGAUCUUAGCUUUGUUCAAAUGAAGAUGGUUGCAGCUACUAUAUUAUGGAAGUUUCAAAUUAAGGUAGUGGAAGGUCACCCUGUAAUGCCAAGAAUUUCUAUUAUUCUUCGUAUGAAACAUGGCUUGAAGGUUGAGGUCACUAAAAGAUGCAUUUGACAGAGGUUACUAAAUACAUUGUUGUUAUGUGUGUCUUGGCUAAAUAUUGUUAUGGUUUGGUUGUAUUAAUAAUGUCUAUGGUAUUUUCAAUUAUCCACAGACUAUGCCUCUUUGUGUGUCUUUGUUGAAGUAUUGUUAUAUUUAGAGCAUCUCCAAGUAAUUCAAAGAGAUGUAAACUCUAUUACAGUACACAGACAAGUGUUUUUACCUUUCUAAGAAAUAAUAUGUUUUAAGAUAACA